Molecule: messenger RNA, 693 nt
Organism: Symbiodinium sp. CCMP2456
Lineage: Eukaryota; Dinophyceae; Suessiales; Symbiodiniaceae
Source: the annotation of a GenBank genome assembly
GCGGACUCGGCUGAGACAUCCAAGGUGGCUGAGAUUUGGAUCCACGUGAAAUGGGAAGGCUCUGUCCCACUCAACGACACUGGUCCUGUGUAUAUUGUGGCUUUUGACACUCGUUCGACCCGUUGGGGAGCAGUCAAGGACUCCUGGGAUGAAGCCACGUGCCCGGAGAAGCUGAAGGUGGCAACGAUGACGCGGAAGCUGGGCCAGUACAGCCGAAGUCGGAGGUACUGGUUUCGAGUCCACGUGCACCAGGCAUUGGCAAUGCGAGAUUGGCACUUCGCUCUGCUCACAUGCGGCAAGGUGGAGCAGGCUCCCUUGCUGCUGGAGUUAGAAGCCGCUGACGGCGCGCUGUCCAUGUUCCAGGCCAACUCCUACUUCCACACAAGCAGCUGCCCGUCGAUGCCUGAUGACUGGUGGCAGGUCGCGCAGGAAGCCUUCGGCUUCUGGCUGGUCAUUGCCUGUACACUUGGCGCCGGUGGUGCCAUGGGUGCAUGCAUUGGCCCUUUGAGAAAGCGCUGUGCUCGGAGACAGUUCGACCAAAUGGCCCUCGCUCAAGGGUCCGAGCCAGUGGUCGGCAAGCCUUGUACGUUGCUUGGUCGAACCAAUGCCGGGAUUGUGCAAGGACAGCCGCAUGAGGCCCAGAAGGAGACCGUGAAGGGCAGUAGCCCACCUACUGGCCAGGAGAGCGUGUAA